Molecule: messenger RNA, 3588 nt
Organism: Vespa crabro (European hornet)
Lineage: Eukaryota; Metazoa; Arthropoda; Insecta; Hymenoptera; Vespidae
Exons: 2
Coding region: 2269-3345 (358 amino acids)
Source: RefSeq, a predicted model, not a curated record
GAUCUAAACGAUGUAUUAUAUAGAGGAUUUCUAAUAUGAUCAUUUCAAACUUCACGUCAUACUCUCUAUUUAAUAUUAAUAAUUUCAUAUUUUCUUUGAAUAAAAGAUUGAUAUCAUAAUUAAGAAGAUUCGAGUCAAUACGUUCUUUAAUCUGUUUAGUAAAACAAUUUACAACAUCUGCAUUAUGGAAUUCGCAAGGUCUCGGGCACCCACAUGUGAAAUUCUAACGACCGUUCUAACUAUUAGACUCGCUCUUGAAUAAUCUCGCCUUGCGACGACGCAGUUCGCUCAUGCAAAUCGAGCGCACGCGUUUACUACAACGAACGUAAGGUACCGCCUUCGGACAAACCGCGAAACAUCGAGAAGACGUGUAUGUCGUCUCCCCCCCAUCCUCUCCCCCUUUCCCACUUGGAGAAACGUUUCGCAAAAAUGGUCGUUCAGUGUAGAUAAUCUUAUUUUUCAAGAUUUUCUUCUCGCGGUGUUUUUGUUUUAUAUUCGGUGAUAAUUAGUUCGUCAAGUUUUGAUUUAUGAAUAUCAAUGAUUUAGACUAGUUAUUGUUAAAUUUCUUAAAUAUGCAUUGUUGUAUAAAAUUAAAAUCGUCGAUUACAUAUCGAUUAGAUAUAUAAUAGAUUUGUAUCAGUUCUAUUUUGAAGAAUUUAAACGAUAAAGAAAUUAAAAUAAUUUGUUCGAUUUAAUAUGAAACUUUUAUCUCGUAAAGACGAAUCUUAUUUUGAAUCGUCAUAAUUCUUCGAAAGGCAAGAAUCGUAAUGCGAUCUUAUAGAUGGUAAUCGUAUACCGUUUUAUACACUUGUGUCAGUUUUCCGAAAGUAUAUACCUUUUCCUAGAUAUCAAAUGCAUAAUAUAUUUUCGAUCAUCAAGGUGAACUAGUAUCUGUGGAUUACCUUAUGUGGGUGUCAAAGAAAAACUUGGUAACUCAAUAAGUCUAUUGUGUAUGUUCCAUAAACUAUUCAACAAGGCGAAUUCAUCAAUGAUAAUGGAUUUUCAAUAAAGUCCAUAGAUAUGUCGAAAGUUCAACUUCUCUGUACACAUAUUUUUUCUCUUACGUUAAAACUAUUAGAGUGCACUUAGACAUAUUUUUCUUCUUAACCCGAAGAAACCAAAGUCAUUCGUGCAUUCGAUAAAGUGAGUUCAUAAAGCGAGAGGCUCCGUGGUUCGCUGAUUUUAAGCGACGUACUACGUGCUAGGCUAUAUAAAAGAAGUCUUUGUAUAAAGAAUAUAUAAGAACUACAUUCGUAUGCAGUUUAUUCAUAUGUCAAGAGAAGUGCAGCUCCAUCUCGUUGCACACGAAGUCGAUUAUAGUAGAAAUCUGUAGAUACAUUUGUGUAUUACUUGACACGAAGGUUACCAAUUAAAUGCCACUGAGAGGUAAUAUUCUGUAAUUAAGGUCGUCGAUAAAGUAGAAAGGUAAAGUCAACAAAUUCCCCCCUUCCCUUCCUCCUCUUUCUCUCUCUCUCUCUCUCUCUCUCUUUCUCUCUCUGUCUUUCUCUAAACAUUACAUUGCUAUUUUGUUGAAUACACGAAGAUCAGGUAUAUCUAUGAGGAUACAUCGAAUGACAUAAUGUUAGCUUGUUUGCUUGAACUCCUGAGUCACCGACAUUUUGGUCCAUAAACGUAAUCGAGCUGAUCACGUUGCUUGCUUAUCGCUAUGAAAUUUAUCUUCCUCAGUAAACUUAGUGAAAGUGACGUACGCGUGUAUCUACAUAACGUAGACUUGAUAGAUAUUGAGAUGAGUUUAAGUUGAAGAAGGUCAAGGUCAACAGAGGUGCAUCUUCCUAGUCGCAAGGAAGAAUAACUCGGUGAGAUCGCAUUAAGAUCGAGAGUGAGUUUUCAGAACUUUUGAUUCGAUCUCCCGAUAUGUCAAGGUCAAGGAAACGAAAUUCUCUGUCGUGGAUUUACCGCGACAAAGCCAUAAGGUUUGACCUAAUAUGGAGCUAUCAGCUUUACGAAUGCCUUCGGCUGGUGGGGAUCUGUAUGGAGAGUUCCUUUGAGGCUCUGGGUCUCUCUCACUCUGGAGGCCAGCAGUGCCUCACCGGACGUGUCUUAAGCAGCACACGCGUUUUCAUGUAACCGUGAACGCGUUUACAUCACGCCGAGCGUGUCACGAUUACCGCAACGCGAUGCAACUCGUUCGUUAACCGGAAAGACGAUAAACGUAUACUGGCCCAAGUUCACAAGAUCAAGCCAGUCUGACUAUUGACUUCCUCUUGGUGUAAAAGUUUCACGGAGGACGGAUUAAAAGUAGCGAUUAUGUCGAGCAUACAUCAGCAAGCCGCAAUACGUCGGCUUGAGGAACUCUUCAGGGAUAUAAAACUCGAACAACAACAGAAUAAUCCUGAAUUAUUUAAAAUAGAGAUGAAAAUUGACAGAUGCUGCGACGUGCACGGAAAGCAUGCGAAGGAGAAUUGUUGGAAUCGUCGUGGUUCAAUAGGUAGCAUACAUCAGACCAGAAGAGACUCCCUCGGCCGUCGAGAUGGAAAUUCGCCAAAUAGAAGAAGUUCUUUGGGAUUGCCGAUGUCUCCACCGAAAAAGGAACUCCAUCCUUCAACCUUUCCCAAUACGUUACGAAAAAAUCCUUUAGUUGUUUCAACUGGUGCUAUUAAUCAUUCCAGAAAGGAAUCGCAUUAUAAUACGAUAGCUGGACCAAGCCUUAGAAGAGAUCCUAUCGGUAGAUCGAUGGGUUGCUUGAAAAAGGACACUGCAUUGAAUUAUAAUUCACCUUUGAGACGAGAUUACGUAGCUAAGUCAAUGACAAGUCUUCAAAGGGCCGGUCGUCGUCGAGAUUCCACUCAAAACUUAUCCAAUUUAUUUGCCAAUGAUUCCCAAUCGAUUUCUAAAACUGAACUCGCUUCAUCGAGUAAAGAUCAUUCGAAGAAUAAAAGCAUCUCCAGUGGAAAUCUUAAGAGUUGUCUUGCCGGCUCCAGUGGAAAUCUUCGAAGCAAUCUUAAUGUAACCUUGAGCCGUGACCUCUCGCUCAGUACCAACGGGAUUUCAAAGAAGGACGGCAAAACGACGUCGACUAUACCGAUAACUCUUCCUGGCAGAAGGAGUUCCUUCGAUAGGAGAAAAUUAUCGACGGAUUCUUUGGAUAACUCUAAGAGAAACUCGUGGGAUCCAGGUCGUAGAGGUUCUUCCGGAUCGUCCGGGGGUUGGGAUGAUCCAAUUUGGGAAGAAGGAACACAGGAUAGUGAUCAGGAGUCACGCUUGAGCUCAUUGUCUUCGUCGUUUCCCACGAGGGACAGAAGAAAACUUCUUGAAUCUUUGAAAAGGGAGAAAAAGAGAGGGGGACCGACCACGAUCCUUCUACUUAUGUUAGUGGUUAGAUAAAAUUUAUCGGACCUUGUUAGGAAGUUCUCUUCAGGAGUGGAGUAUUGAACGUGGGAAAGCUAGAUUAUCCGUUAUCGCCUACGUCGUUGAACGUUUGGACAUAGACAUUUAUUUAUAUAUGUACGUACGUAUAUAUAUUUUACAAGCGUAGAUCAAAGAUUUCUUUUGGAACUAUUCCUUAAGUAAGAUAUUGCCAAAAAAAAAAAAGAAAAGAAAAAGAUAAAAGCGAAUGACAUAAACCAA